AUGAGCCCCUCAGAACAUGACCUCGAGCACCCCAAGAAGCGACGUAGGCGCGAGGUGCAACGCAAUCCUCUCCCUGCUCGUCUACUGUUUGAUGAAAGUGUAAAGGGAAACGCUGCUAUUAUUUCCCAGACUCUUUGGUCGCAGCUCGGUCUUCCCCAUGAGUCUACAGAUGCAGCUCCCCAGGAAACCAUACCCCAGGCAUUCCUAGCCAUUACUCCUCGGUCAGCCCUGCACACAGAGAUACAAGAGUCAACAUGGACACUUCUCACUGCGCAAUUGCAGCUCUCCACCACCACACCGGAAGCUCCACAGCAACCUGCAACCAUUAGAAUUUCCCCCGCCGCUUCAGCGUGUCAAUCUAUUCUCAAAACCUAUACGACGGUCGAUAGAGAUCGUCAUCCUGGCCAUGUUCCCAAAUCUAUUGACAUCCGGGUCCUUUCCUCCAAGCCUCUAAUUCUAGACACUGUCUAUGUCUCAGUUGAAAAAGGACUGCUGGAGAAGGUGGAUGACAUCCAGACCCGUUUUGGUGGAGGCUUUCAGUCCUCGAGAAAUGCGCGAACUGACAAAAAGACAACCACUACCAAUGGCAUUCUACCAAAUAUCCCUCCACAUAUCGGACGUCUGACUUCGCUGGUCCGAGAUGGACUCGGAGAACUUUCCAUCAUUCACUCAGGCGAUGUUUUCCCCCUACCACUGCCUGCACAUCCCAUCACUCAUGUGAGACCACCCCCCGCCAUUGUCGUCGAGUGUGAACCUGUUUCCCAAGGUCAAAUAGCGGCACAUACCAAGAUAGUCCUCAUUCAGACUGGCUCAUCCCAAGAAAAGGCUCUGAAGAAGCUAGCACCCGUCCUACCCAUAAUGGAGGAAUCUAUUGAAGACACUGCCGAAGAUACCUCCAAUGAUCAGUUCUACUCCGCAGCAGAGGACCGUAAUACGAGCCCUGGUUCGGAUGAGGGCUCGGGUUCAGGUGAUGACUCUGAAAGUGGCGAUUCGGUUCACUCCGAGAGUGACUCGGACUCGGACUCCAUGGAUGAUAUAAUCUCACUGAGCGCCCCUGGUCUUCCCCCUCAACAAGCCGGCACUUUGUCUGCAAUGACAGCUGCCACCCCGAGACCCGGUGGAAAGAGAGCUACAGGUACCCAAACGCCAGGAUCCUUAUAUUCGAGCUUCACCUCAACCACUACUCGCGCUGGAAGUCGUCCAGGUAAGGUCUUCAGAACUCAAGCUUUACUUCGAAAGGUCCCUACGGAAUUGCUACAUCCAAGGCCAAGCAUCGAGGACGAUGAGGAGGCUUUCGUCUUUAUUGAUACGAGCACUCUGGCCAAAAUUGGCUGUUUCUCUGGUGACUGGGUUCGCAUUGAAAUUGCGAAGAACGUGAGCACCAAUGGGUUUGCUGUAUUGGGUCUGAGGUCAUUAAGUGGCCUACCAGACGAGGAGGACUCGGACUGGCGGACAGUAAAGGUAUUUGGCUUGUCUGGACUGUCGAACCAAGCCCCUCGCUACGCUGUGGAUAAGACUGGUGAACGCCGCUCAAGUUUUUCGCAACGUGAUCUGAUAGCACCCACCUCGCCAGUUGUUCUUCUCUCACCAAUCCUCCUAACCAACCUAUCGAACGCCCAAUUCGUCAAGAUUGGAGCCCUGCCUUCUCCACCUCGGCACGAUCCCAAAUCGACACACGUUCCUCGAUCCGCGACCGUCAAAUUUCCUCCCUUUGCCAAAGAAGUGAUCUUUUCAAAAAUUGCCGACCCGACUACAACAAACCCUGCAUUGCAGUCUACCCUGUUUUCUGCAUUGAAACACUACCUAGAAAGCAAGAGACGCAUACUCAAGAAAGGGGACCUCGUGGGUCUUCCCGUAGACCAGGAACUUGGGAAGGCUAUGUUCUCCCAAGGCUCGACCGAAGAGAUUCCUGGCGAAGAUGAGACCAUUACAAAUCUCGGCAGGCCAGACAGAGCAGGAGCGCGAGCAUUCAGUACUGCAUGGUUUUCUGUGCAACAUGUCGAUAUCGACCAAUCUCAAGAACAAGAUCCAGAACAGAACAAUUGGGGAGGUGUCGCCGUGCUGGACAGUUCGCAAGCGCGGGUUUCUCAGAGUGGUAGCAGUGUUCAUUCCAUUUCUCAUGCCGUCGAGUUGUGGACCCAGUACUGGUUCGGAGUACGCAAAUUAUCUUUGCAAAGCCUGAGUAGGAUUGAACACAUCACAACGGCGGCUGAUCUUCCACCAUUAGACAGACUGCCACUAGAGAAGCGGUUGUCUGGUCUAAUUCAGGCUGCUACAAGCAACAGGGCUGCUAGUCUUGGUCUCCCACCAUUGGUCAUCCUCUUGUACUCAACUCAGCGACAGAUUGGCAAAUCAUACAUCGCCCAUUCUGCAUGCUCCUCUAUUGGUGUGCAUACUUUCCCAAUAUCAGUUCACGACCUCCUUUCUGAAAAUGCCUCAACAACUGGAGGCGGAGAUGUAAAGACUGAAGCGUUACUGAAAACACGGGCGGAGCGUGCUUUGUCGGGUGGAGCACAACAGACAGCACUUCUUAUCCAGCACAUCGAUGCAUUGACGGCAGAUAGAAUGAUUCCCGUACUGCAGGAAAUCAUCUCGUCAUCCCGCAUUCUGUUUGCCACAACCACCAAGCUCGAUGACAUUCCCGCCGGCAUUCGGAGUCUAUUCUCACAUGAGCUCGAGGUGGCAGCUCCGGAUGAAAAUGCUCGUGAACUAAUCCUUCGCAACGCAUGCACUUCGUCAUCGGUUCCCCUCUCACCAAGCAUCAAUCUCAAGUCGAUUGCUCUUCAAACUGCUGCCCUAGUUGCAGGUGACCUUCUUGAUGUCGUCAACCGCGCAACUUUGGCCAGAACUGCUCGUCUUCUGACUUUGGCAGAAAAGCAGUCGUGCAAGCUUUCAGAUAUUUACAUUUCGGGCGGUCAAUCGGCUACACAUUUGCUACCUGUUGACAUCAAUAGUGCUAUUGCUGCUGCAAGAUCGACUUUCUCUGACGCUAUCGGUGCUCCCAAAAUCCCCACAGUCACAUGGAAAGAUGUUGGCGGGCUGUCAUCACAAAAGGAUGCUAUCAUGGAGACCAUCUCAUUACCCUUGACACAUCCCGAACUAUUUGCCAAUGGAAUUCGAAAGCGAUCUGGUAUCCUAUUUUAUGGCCCGCCCGGCACAGGCAAGACUUUGCUGGCGAAAGCUAUCGCAACCGAGUUCAGUCUUAAUUUCUUCAGUGUCAAGGGCCCCGAACUACUGAAUAUGUACAUUGGUGAAUCUGAGGCCAAUGUUCGACGAGUCUUCCAACGUGCAAGAGAUGCACGCCCUUGUGUUGUCUUUUUCGACGAGUUGGACUCGGUGGCACCUAAACGUGGAAAUCAAGGUGAUAGUGGUGGCGUCAUGGACCGAAUCGUUUCUCAACUCCUCGCUGAAUUAGAUGGUAUGUCUGGUGGAGGCAGUAGUGAAGAUUCUGAUGGAAGUCCGUCCAACGCUGGAGGAGUGUUUGUGAUUGGCGCAACGAACAGACCAGAUUUAUUGGACCCAGCAUUACUUCGACCAGGACGUUUCGAUAAGAUGCUCUACUUGGGUGUCGCCGACUCUCAUGACCAACAAGUCACUAUUAUGAAAGCCCUCACGCGUAACUUCACUCUGGACGCGGAUGUGGAUCUCAACAGGGUUGCCGACCUGCUCCCUUUCACUUAUACAGGCGCAGAUCUUUAUGCACUCUGUAGCGACGCCAUGUUGAAAGCAAUCACUCGCAAGACCAAAUCCGUCGACGAAAAAGUCCAACAAGUCAGCAGAGCCCGCGGCGAGGACAUAAGCACUGCAUAUUUCUUCGACCAUCUCGCUACCGAUGAAGACGUGCAAGUCGUUGUUUCCGAGGAAGAUUUUGCAGCGGCGCAGAACGAACUGGUCGGCAGUGUGAGUAAAAAGGAACUAGAGCACUUUGAAAGGAUCAGAAAUCUGUUCGAGGAACAAGACAUCACAGUUGGUACCAAGGACGGAGCUGGACCUAAAACAAACGAUGGCAGUCCUGGUAAGAAAGCCGAAGAAGCCCAAUUGCCUAUACGACCAACACCACCGGGACUCUCCUUGCGCAACUCAGUCCGCCCUCAACCACCAUCUGAGCCUGAAGGCACGAACACAUCUCAGUUCCGUCCCCAAGCACAUGCUCCGAACGCUUUACAGCAAGUGAAGGGAAAAGGAAAGCAAAAAGCCGGCAGUGGAAAUAUUUCUCACGCAUCCCCCCCUGUUUCAGUCGCGUCUGCUCGCAAAGUGUCGCCACGAAUCGGCAACCCGGACUCUGGGGCUUCGUCGGACGCAGACGACGACUAUGGCGUGAGCUAUCACCACCUGAACGGAAAUGCCAACACAAAUGCGAAUGCGAAUGCAGUCAACGGCGUCGGCGCCACGGAUAAAGGCAAGGGGAAAGGCAAAGCGAGUGCAGUAUCCCCGCCACCCCCUGCGGCCCGUGUCCCGAGCACGCCUGUGGUGGAUGGGUUCGUGGACGAUGUCGGCGGCGACGAUGAGGGGCUCUACGAUGAUUGA
Molecule: messenger RNA, 4527 nt
Organism: Exophiala bonariae
Lineage: Eukaryota; Fungi; Ascomycota; Eurotiomycetes; Chaetothyriales; Herpotrichiellaceae
Exons: 2
Coding region: 1-4527 (1508 amino acids)
Biological process (GO): protein import into peroxisome matrix
Cellular component (GO): cytosol; peroxisomal membrane
Molecular function (GO): ATP binding; ATP hydrolysis activity
Source: RefSeq, a predicted model, not a curated record